Molecule: messenger RNA, 1222 nt
Organism: Chanos chanos (milkfish)
Lineage: Eukaryota; Metazoa; Chordata; Actinopteri; Gonorynchiformes; Chanidae
Gene: vps25
Product: vacuolar protein sorting 25 homolog
Exons: 6
Coding region: 18-542 (174 amino acids)
Biological process (GO): protein transport to vacuole involved in ubiquitin-dependent protein catabolic process via the multivesicular body sorting pathway
Cellular component (GO): ESCRT II complex
Molecular function (GO): protein homodimerization activity; structural molecule activity
Source: RefSeq, a predicted model, not a curated record
CUGUGUAUACAUUUGCAAUGAGUUUUGAGUGGCCCUGGCAAUAUAAUUUCCCCCCAUUUUUCACAUUGCAACCCAAUGUUGACACGAGACAGAAACAGCUCGCGGCAUGGUGUUCGCUUGUGCUGUCCUACUGCCGUCAUCGCAAGCUCUACACUUUGGACGUAAUGGAGGCACAAGAGAGCCCUGUUUUCAACAACAAGAAGAUCGCGAGAAAAUUGUCAAUGGAAGCCAUCCAAGUUGUCUUUGAGGAACUAAGGAAAAAAGGCAACCUGGAAUGGAUGGACAAAAACAAAACUCGUUGUCUUGUAAUGUGGAGACGACCUGAGGAGUGGGGAAAACUUAUAUAUCAGUGGGUAUCUAAAAAUGGCAUGGUCAAUUCAGUGUUUACACUUUAUGAAUUGUCUAACGGUGACGACACAGAAAAUGAGGAGUUCCAUGGGUUGGAAGAGUGGAUGCUGCUGCGAUCACUUCAGGCUCUACAAACCGAAGGCAAAGCAGAAAUUAUUACCAUGGACGACGGAAAGGGCGUCAAGUUCUUUUGACUUCAGAAGUGGAUUUUGGGAGAGAGGUUUUAUAAGUUGAGUCUUACAGAUCUGGGAUGGCCCUUUUCCUCAUGGGCCUCUAAAGGCUACAGUUUAUUGCCAGGCGGUACCACAACACUCCAUUGCAUACAGUAGUUUCAUUACAAGUCAUGCUCUGUGGUAGGAGUAUGUGUGUUGGUUAAAAUCCCGACAAGCAUUAAAGUGAGUCUGUAUUGAAACUACUAUAUUGAUAACACCUGCUAAACUGGAGUUGACUCCCUAGCCAAUCCAGUGAAUUUAUCAGGAAAUGAUUCCACUCAUGGAGAUCUUGUUGGUAAUGCUGAAAAAAUCAGUCCCCUACCGAUAUGUCUUGGUGUAUUUAGGUGACCACAUAUCUCCUUUGAACUUUUCCCUUUUCAUAAUUUUCUUUUUUUGUUCAUACUUUGUUUUAAUUUCUCACCUUUUAGUGCUGUAAAACUCAAUGGACUCUUGUUGUACUUGAAUUGUGCAUCUCUAUACAACCACAAAGCCCAAAGACAGCCUCAUAAUCCCAAAGGUGGUUUUUGGGAAUUUGUAAUGCUUCCUGUCAAAGACACAGAUAAGUAAGGACACUCAAUGAGUCCUUGUAUUGUCGUGUUUUUACUGAUAAUGGUGGAACUCCAGUUAACUUAAACAUCCUGGUAGCAUACAUUCACUGUCCA